Mauremys mutica (yellowpond turtle) is the source of this 3701-nucleotide messenger RNA. RefSeq names its product zinc finger protein 420-like. The transcript has a single exon. Gene Ontology annotation, biological process: negative regulation of transcription by RNA polymerase II. The record is from RefSeq and is a predicted model, not a curated record. Gene Ontology annotation, molecular function: DNA-binding transcription repressor activity, RNA polymerase II-specific. The annotation marks the transcript as partial. Lineage: Eukaryota; Metazoa; Chordata; Testudines; Geoemydidae.
UUGGACCGUGGGGAAAGCUUCAAUAAGCUCUCAGAUCUUAAUAACCACAGUGGAGAAAAACCCUCUCAAUCCCUCGAGUGCGGGAAAUGUUUCAUUGCGAAGACACAAAUAAUUAGACAUCAGUUAAGCCACACAGGGGAUAGACCCCACAAGUGCUUGGAGUGCGGGAAAAGAUUCAUACGAAGGUCAGUCCUUGUUCAACAUCAGGCAAUACACAGAGGAGAGAGACUCCACAAGUGCUUGGACUGUGGGAAAAGUUUCAUACGAAGGUCACACCUAGAUCGUCAUCAGGCAUUACACACAGGAGCAAGGCCCCAGAAGUGCUUGGACUUAGGGAAAAGUUUCAUACAAAGAUCAAACCUUGUUCAACAUCAGGCAAUCCACACAGGAGAACGACCCCACAAGUGCUUGGCCUGUGGGAAAACUUUCAUAACAAGGUCACACCUAGUUCGUCAUGAGGCAAUCCACACAGGAGAGAGACCCCACAAGUGCUUGGACUGUGGGAAAAGUUUCAUAAGAAGGUCACACCUAGUUCGUCAUCAGGCAAUCCACACAGGAGCGAGACACCACAAGUGUAUGGAGUGUGGGAAAAGUUUCUUACAAAGGUCCAACCUUGUUAAGCAUCAGGCAAUCCACACAGGAGAGAGUCCCCACAAGUGCUUGGACUGUGGGAAAAGUUUCUUACAAAGGUCAAACUUUGUUUAUCAUCAGGCAAUCCACACAGGAGAGAGACCCCACAAGUGUAUGGAGUGUGGGAAAAGUUUCAUACAAAGGUCAGAUUUUGUUUAUCAUCAGGCAAUCCACACAGGAGAGAGACCUCACAAGUGCUUGAAGUGUGGGAAAAGUUUCAUACGAAGGUCAGAUUUUGUUUAUCAUCAGAGAAUCCACAGAGGAGAGAGACCCCACAAGUGCUUGGAGUGUGAGAAAAGUUUCAUAAGAAGACCACACUUAGUUCGUCAUCAGGCAUUACACACAGGAGCGAGACAGCACAAGUGCUUGGAGUGUGGGAAAUGUUUCAUAAGAAGGUCACACCUUGUUCAACAUCAGGCAAUCCACACAGGAGAGAGACCCCACAAGUGCUUGGACUGUGGGAAAAGUUUCAUAAGCAGGUCACACCUUGUUCAACAUCAGAGAAUCCACACAGGAGAGAGACCCCACAAGUGCUUGGAAUGUGGGAAAAGUUUCAUAAGAAGGUCACAGCUCGUUUAUCAUCAGGCAAUCCACACAGGAGAGAGACCCCACAAGUGCUUGGACUGUGGGAAAGGUUACAUACAAAGGUCACGCCUUAUUCAACAUCAGGCAAUCCACGCAGGAGAGACUCCAGAGGUGCUUGGACUGCGGGAAAAGUUUCAUAUAGGGGUCUGACCUCAUUAAACAUGGAAAGAUCCACACAGGAUUUAAACUUCUGUGACACAUGGAAAGAAAAGAUUAAGCAACUUGCAUGUAAUUCACUCAGAUUCAACUUUGAGAGAGAGAAUUUAAAAGUGUGUCCACCUUAGUAAGCUAGAUUUUGACAUGUAAAUGUGUAUUUUGAAAGACUUGGAAGAAGAGGGCAAGUCGUGUUUGAGUAACCUAAUUGCCUUCUAUGAGGAGAUAACUGGCUCUGUGGAUGAGGGAAAAGCAGUGGAUGUGUUAUUCCUUGACUUUUGAGCUCUAUAAGUAGGGGCAUUGCCAGGAGAUUGAGGGACGUGAUCAUUCCCCUCUAUUCGACAUUGGUGAGGCCUCCUCUGGAGUAUUAUGUCCAGUUUUGGGCCCCACACUACAAGAGGGAUGUGGAAAAAUUGGAAAGAGUCCAGCAGAGGGCAGGAAAAAUGAUUACGGGUUGGAGCACAUGGACUCAUGAGGAGAGGCUGAGAGAACGGGGAUUGUUUAGCAUACAGAAGUGAAGAAAGAUUGGGGAUUUGGUAGCUGCUUUCAACUACCUGAAAGGGUUCCAAAGAGGAUGGAUCUAGACUGUGCUCAUUAGUACCAGAUGACAGAACAAGGAGUAAUGAUCUCAAAUUGGGUGAGGAAAGUUUAGGCUGGGUAUUAGAAAAAUCUUUUUCACUAGGAGGGUGGUGAAGCACCGAAAUGGGUUACGUAGGGAGGUGAUGGAAUCUCAUUCCUUAGAGGUUUUUAAGGCCAGGCUUGACAAAGCUCUGGCUGGGAUGAAUUAGUUGGGGUUGGUCCUGCUUUGAGCAGGGGGUUGGAGUAGAUACCUCCUGAGGUCCCUUCCAACCCUGAUAUUCUAUGAUUCUAAGAGGGGUAACUGUAGUAGUCUAUGUUUAGCUAUCCAAAGAGUUCCUGUAUUCUGUUAAAUCAGGGAUCAAUAAUUGAGAGAUUAUACCCGUCAGCCAUGCCACCUUCCCAAUUCAAGCUCAGUGUCAUUGAAUUCGCUCAGGGUAGGGGCUGAAGGAUGGAGGGAAUGUUUAUAGCUGAAAUCACCAAAAUGUGUUUUGCGAGGUUAGUGUUAAUCGGAUCUGUUCCGUUCUCCUGCUCGGACAUUUUCUGCGGGGAUCCCGGAGACGGAAAGGAGCAGGUGUUACCAUCUUGGCUACCAAUCCCCACGGUGACUCUCUACACUAGCAAUUCUCAAACUCUGGGAAGGGCCUCCCAAUGCAGGCUCAGGAAUGUGUCAAGGGGGACGUGAUCAGUGUGGGUUGUUUGUUUUUUAAAGAGCACUGGCUGUCGGCCCCAGGUGGUUGGGGCUCAUGAAGAAGGAACAGGCCCAUCUGGGAGAUGGGGAUAAAUGCUCAGGCUCUCAAACCCAGGUGGAGCAGCAGCACAGAAGCAGGUGUCAAUGGGGUGAUAAGUCUGCUGUGAACAGCGAUAUUGAGGAACAUCACUUUUCACGUGGCCUCCCUCACUUCUGUGCUGCUGUUGGAGGACUUCAGAGCUGUGACCUUCACCAGCAAUUGCUCUGCCAUUAGAGCUGGGUGGCGAUAUAUGUGCUUGUGAGGGUGCGGGCGUAAUGACCAAAGACACAAAGAAUCUGGGGCGGUGGGUGGCUGAUGAAACGCAUUUGAGAACCACUGGUCUACACUAUUAUGGUCACCACAUUUACAAAGUGAUAAAUCUUCUCCAAAUUAUGUCUUGUGAGGUAUCAUAGGGAAAGAUAUCGCCUGCUGAAUAUUAUUGUUCCAUUAAAAUGUGUCUAUCCGCACUGUCCAUGGAGCUCGGAGAGUUUGCUGUAUGUUUGUUACAUGCUGUAAAGCUGGAAAACGCCCACAGAGGAGCUCCCCAGAGACAGUGGCACCUGCACACCAGCUAGGUGCUAAGUGGCCAGUAAUUGCUCAGCCGGCCCUUCACCAGCUGUGGAGCUGGGAACAAGAGCGUUAUAGUUCACCAGAACGACGGCUGGGUGCUCAAUUAGUCCACAGACUGAUUGUCGCCUGCCCCCUGGCUGGGGGGUAAACCUCAAAGAGGAGAGUGGUACAAAAGCUCUAGGGAGAAUUGCCUCCAUUUUUACCUCUCCUCCCAUCUUUACAGAAGGCAAGAAUCCGCCUUGAAAGGCAACAGGGGCCGUGGAGUGGGGAGGACGGACCAAGGCUGGAAGGAAUCCAGCCUGGGAACUCAGAACUGUGAACUGCCUGCAACAGUUCUAGUUUUAGAACUGUGAACUGCAAUUUUCUAGUUUUAACCAGUUCUGACCUUUGACAUCCUUCUCCCUUGUAAUUCCUGAAAACCCCCUUGCUCCAGUUAGUAAAGUGGUUUUAGUGUUU